This is a messenger RNA of Kazachstania africana CBS 2517, 1464 nucleotides long. It is a transcript of the gene GID8, whose product is annotated as glucose-induced degradation complex subunit GID8. The record is from RefSeq and is a predicted model, not a curated record. Lineage: Eukaryota; Fungi; Ascomycota; Saccharomycetes; Saccharomycetales; Saccharomycetaceae. The coding region runs from base 1 to 1464 and encodes 487 amino acids. The transcript has a single exon.
AUGACUACCACAUCUAAGGAUAAAGUCGAUACUAACAGUGCAACCAAAUAUACAAGAAAAUCAUUCUCCAAAAAUGAAUGGAAAGAGAAGGUAUUGGCUGAUAAAUUCGUCAUUAAUGAGUUAAUCUACAAUAAUAAUAAUACUUGUACUACUACUGCUAUUCCAACGACUAUUAGCUCCACUUCCAAACGAAGUAAUAUUCUAUCGACAGUGUCGAAUAAAGAACCUUCAUUAUCAAAAUUAUUACUCAAUUAUUUCAUCACAAUGGCUCAUGAAGAAUCAAGUAUAAGAAUGGCAAAAGAGUUGAAUUACAUUAAAAAUAAUAAGGAUCUUUUGGAAUUUAAUAGUCUUUUCAAAAUUAAGGAAAGAUCUGUUAUUAUACAUCUCAUUAAAUCAGGCAAUAUAAAUGGCGCAAUGGAUAAUAUUAAUAAAUCGUUCGGUUUGAGUGUUCUGGAAAGUAUCAACGAUGAGAACUCCACUGUUACUAAUAACAACAGUAACAACGAUAAUAAUGAUAAUAAUGAAGCAAUAUUGACUUUUAAUGAAUUUGAUGAAACUAAUCAAGAAUAUGAAGAAGAUGAUUUACAUUUCAAAUUGUUACUACUAAAUUUAGUAGAAAUGAUUAGAACUUAUAGAAAUGAGAAAAAAUCGAAUGAAAAUGAUGAUGAAUUUAUCUUAAAUUUGAUCAAUUACUCAAAGGAAAAAUUGGCAUUAAAAGCAUCAACAAAUAAACAUCAUAUGGAAGAAUUAGAAUUGACUAUAACUCUUUUAUUAUUCCCUAUCAAUGAUAAUUCAAACAUUAAAUUGCCUAAAAAUUUGAAAAAUUUAUAUUCUUUAUCACUACGUUCUAAAAUUGCUAAUUCUGUCAAUAAAAAAUUAUUAGAACAUAUUCAUCCAUACAUAACAAAUCAAUCUAAAUUUCCAGAUUUUGUUGGUGGGUUAACAGAUUCAGAUUAUAAUAAAGCCUCAAUAACAAAUAUUACCAAAAAUAUAUCAAAGUAUAAACCAAUAAUAAGAACAAAUACUAAUAAGACAAAAGAGAUUAUUGCAGCUUCAAUGGAAAUCAAAAGACAAGAGUUAAGUGGGAAUAAAGAAAUCAAUGAUAUUCAAAAUAAUUCAAUGGAUUCUCAAUUCGGUUCAAUAAGCAAUUCAAAUAACUAUUGGGCACAGACAAAACAAACCUUGUUCAAUAAUUUCAAUGACAUUAAUUCACACUAUGAUAAUUCUUUAAAGGAUAAAACAUUGAUAAGCAGUGAUUCAUCCUCGUCAUCGUCAUCUUCUUCCUCUGAUACUGCCUCAAAUUCAAAGAAGAAAUUUGUCAGAAAUAACAAUUUUUUCAACAACAUCUCAAAUUAUCAGUACGAAGCUAGAUUAAUACAGCUAAUGAAAUUAUGGGCUUGGUGUGAAAAUGAAUUACAUGCUCACGAUAUCGGCGUUCCUCGAGUGGAAGAUGAUAAUGUAUAA